UUUCCACUUACACUCCUCUCCUCCUCGAGCUAGGCAAUGGUGGCUCCUGCGACUCUCACCCUCGGCCCAUCCGCUGGCUUUUCGCCAAACCAAACUAAAGUGCCCUCCUUCAACCGUAGGCCUUCGUUUCCCCUCCCUCCCAACUCCUCCCACCUCAAAGCCAGAAGCAGCAGAGGAAGCAUUCCCCGCCUCCAGGAAAAGCUCUACUUUUCCCCCCUCCCUACCGUCGGAGCUGUGGCCGUGGACUCCGAUCGGCUCGGAUUAUCGGAGCCUGCCCAAGAGGAAAAACCAAGGAGGUACUACUUUGUGGUGGCCAAUGCAAAAUUCAUGCUCGACGACGAGGAACACUUCAAGGAGUUACUGUAUGAGCGGCGCCGAAACUUUGGGGAGCGUAACAGGGAGCAGGACUUCUGGCUUGUCAUCGAGCCCAAGUUCUUAGACAAGUUCCCUGGCAUUGCCAAGCGAUUAAAUAGACCUGCUGUGGCUCUUGUCUCCACAGAUGGACCCUGGAUGACGUUUAUGAAGCUGAGACUGGACAGGGUUUUAGCAGACAGCUUUGAAGUAGACACUCUAGAGGAAGCUCUUGCCUACAACUCCAUCGAUCUAAAUUUCGAGAAGCCAGAAAAGUGGACGGCACCAUAUCCAAAAUACGAGUUCGGAUGGUGGGAGCCCUUUCUGCCACCAGGCUCCAGCAAAAGCUCAUCAUAGAUCCAACAUUUGGUCUCAACACAAUCUCUAGUUUGUUGCAUGUAGCAGCGUAUUUAAGCUAAAUUGUCCAGGUUUUGAGUGGUCUUUUGUUUCCGAUUAUAUAGAACUUCCCCAGCUUUCAAUUACUGUUAAAUGGUUUGGACAAGAAGUGGAGAAAUUAAAGAGAACAGCUAUUGCUGAUCGAAUUCUCUGUAA
Molecule: messenger RNA, 903 nt
Organism: Musa acuminata subsp. malaccensis (wild Malaysian banana)
Lineage: Eukaryota; Viridiplantae; Streptophyta; Magnoliopsida; Zingiberales; Musaceae
Product: protein YCF54, chloroplastic
Source: RefSeq, a predicted model, not a curated record